AUGGCUGCGUCAUCCACCAUUAACAACUUCCUCUCUUUCUUCUUAACCCCAAAACCUCCGCCACCCUCUCCACCGCCGCCACUUAACUUUAACUCCACCACUUCUUCUCAGACCCACAAACCCUCACAGCCCCUAAUUACUCAAUACGACCCUUCUUCUUCUUCUUCCUCUUCUUCUUCUUAUUGUGCUUCUUCCACUGAAUUGUCCUCUGUGAUAUGUCCCUCCAUGGCGUACACAAACACGCUCUUCUUCCGGUCUCCGUACAACGUGCAGGUGGUGGUGGCCGGCGACGAGCCCGAGGAACACCUCCUCAACAGGUUCCGCAGAGAGGUGUCGAAGGCCGGCAUCAUUCAGGAGUGUAGGCGGAGGAGGUACUUCGAAAACAGACAAGAAGAGAAAAAACGCAGGUCGCGUGAGGCUGCUAAACGCAACCGCAAAAGGCGGCCCAUGUCAAACACUGUAGCCCAGAAAAAACAGGAUGUACAACCAACCAAGAGAGAAGACGAUGAGGAUAACUGGGAUCUACCUGAAGGAGACACUCUGUAUUAA
Sphenostylis stenocarpa is the source of this 549-nucleotide messenger RNA. The record is from the annotation of a GenBank genome assembly. Lineage: Eukaryota; Viridiplantae; Streptophyta; Magnoliopsida; Fabales; Fabaceae.